Molecule: messenger RNA, 1143 nt
Organism: Ceratotherium simum simum (southern white rhinoceros)
Lineage: Eukaryota; Metazoa; Chordata; Mammalia; Perissodactyla; Rhinocerotidae
Gene: AKIP1
Product: A-kinase interacting protein 1
Biological process (GO): regulation of non-canonical NF-kappaB signal transduction
Cellular component (GO): nucleoplasm
Source: RefSeq, a predicted model, not a curated record
AGGCCGGCCGGGUGAGGGCCCCCUACGCAGGGCAGGGGGAGACAGAAAGGGGAGGGGUCACGGCGCGCCGGUUCGCCCCUGACCCCGUGGCCGCUGGAGAGCGGGUUGCGGGCGGAGCCGGGGCCGGUGGUCGCCAGGGAGGUCGAGUCCCAGGCUCAGACCCCGAGCUGGGGCAGGGUCGCGGCGGCCUGCUGACCCGCCGGUGUGUGUGUGUAUGUGCCUGCGCAGGGAGACAUGGAGACCUGUUUGGUGGCCGCGGCGCUGAACGGCGUGGACCGUCAUUCUCUGCAGCGCUCGGCUAGGUUGGGUCAAGAAGUGCUGGAGCGGGCCAGGAGGAGGGCGGUGGACUGGCGUUCGCUGGAGCUUCCCAAAGGCAGCGUGGGGGUCAUUUGCCGGGAACGGCCCUACCAAGAAAGACGGCCGGCAGCUGGCCCCCGGCGCCUUCUCCCGGGAGAGAGAGAAGAAAGAUACCGAACCCUCAGUGCUUCCUUCAGAACAAUGGCUGAAUUCAUGGACUAUACUUCACGUCAGUGUGGGAAAUAUUAUGCAUCUGUGCCAGAGGAAGGAGGGGCAACCCAUGUCUAUCGUUAUCACAGAGGGAAGUCAGAGCUGAAUGGUCAGAGAAAAGACACCUCCUCUGGUCUUGGAAGCAUCUAUCAAGCAUCAGAGUGUGCUCCAGAGGCAUCCCAGCCUGCUGAGAACAUCUCUAAGGACCUCUACAUAGAAGUAUAUCCAGGGACCUAUUCUGUCACUGUGGGUGCAAAUGACUUAACCAAGAAGACUCAUGUGGUCGCAGUUGAUUCAGGACAAAGUGUGGACUUGGUCUUCCCCGUGUGAGGUUGACCAUCACAGCCAUCACAUCACCUUUUUUUUAAGUAGCAAGAAGAAUAAAGCCACUAUAUGAUUCUCAUAAUAUUUACACAUUAAUCUUGCUUUUAGUGCCGACUGGAGAGGGUCAGCCUUCCUGGGACCUGGAGUUCAUCUCUUUCGGUGCCUAUUUUAACUUGAAAGUGUAGAAGUCCCCCCACCCUCUUUUGCCUGAAAGUAAUAAUGUAAUGAUGCUGUCUGAAUAGUUUUUACAGCUUGCUUUCCAAGUAAAGGUUAAUUAUGAUAAUAAAGGGAGAGAUUUGGAAAUAAAGAGAA